This is a messenger RNA of Phragmites australis (common reed), 1763 nucleotides long. RefSeq names its product ATP-dependent 6-phosphofructokinase 2-like. Lineage: Eukaryota; Viridiplantae; Streptophyta; Magnoliopsida; Poales; Poaceae. Gene Ontology annotation, biological process: glycolytic process; fructose 6-phosphate metabolic process. Gene Ontology annotation, molecular function: ATP binding; 6-phosphofructokinase activity. Gene Ontology annotation, cellular component: cytoplasm. The transcript has 2 exons. The record is from RefSeq and is a predicted model, not a curated record. Bases 82 to 1506 code for a protein of 474 amino acids.
GAAACCGCCACUCGUCGCCCAAUUAAAACCCCCGCGUCUCACUCCAUUCCGCGCAGCCCCACCCACCGCGCUCACCGACACAUGGACCCCACCGCCCCCAACUCCGGCGGCGACCACGCCGACGCCACCGCCCCGACCAACACCACCGUGACCCUCCCGCCGCUCACCCUCCGCGACGUGCCCCGCCUCCACGCCGCGCUCGCCUCCCCGCCCCCGGCGAUCCCGAACCCCAUCUCCAGCCGCCCCGACUUCCACCCGCCGUCCACCUUCUACAUCUCCCCGGGGGACGUCUCCCUCCGCUACGCCUUCUUCGACCUCGCAUCCGCCUCGCCGUCCCCGCUAGUCGCCUACCGCCGCGCGGGCCCGCGGAAGGACCUCGCCGUCGACCCGGCGCGCGCGCGCGCCGCGCUCGUCACCUGCGGGGGGCUCUGCCCGGGGCUCAACACCGUGCUGCGGGAGCUCGUCGUCGGGCUCCACGGGCUCUACGGCGUCCGCGACGUCUUCGGCAUCGCCGCGGGGUACCGAGGGUUCUACGGCGCCGACGCGGACCACCUGCGGCUGGACCCGACCGCCGUCGACGACUGGCACAAGAAGGGCGGCUCCAUGCUCAAGACCACGCGGGGCGGCUUCGAUCUGAGUAAGAUCGUCGACGGCAUCGUCGCUCGCGGGUAUACGCAGAUAUAUGCAAUCGGCGGGGAUGGAACCAUGAGAGGAGCCGUGGCAAUCUCUCAAGAGUUCAAACGCCGUGGUUUGAACAUAUCCAUUGCUGGUAUCCCGAAAACUGUGGACAAUGACAUUGGCAUCAUAGACAGGUCAUUUGGUUUCCAAACUGCGGUGGAUAUUGCUCAGCAGGCGAUCAACGCAGCACAUGUGGAGGCUGUUAGCGCCGUCAAUGGCAUAGGUCUUGUCAAACUUAUGGGCAGGAGCACGGGCCACAUUGCCCUUCAUGCCACUCUGAGCAGCCGUGAUGUUGACUGCUGCUUGAUUCCAGAGGUUUAUUUCAACCUGGAAGGUAACGGGGGCCUGUUUGAGUUUCUAUAUGAAAGGAUAAAACAGAAGGGGCAUGCUGUCGUUGUGGUUGCUGAAGGUGCUGGUCAGGAAUUGAUUCCCCGGACUGAUGAUCAGAAGCAAGAGCAGGAUGAGUCAGGCAACAUUGUGUCCCUUGAUGUAGGCCUCUGGCUGAAGUCUGAGUUUGGUAAAUGGUGGAAGAGAGAACACCCCAAUGAACUGUUCACUGUGAAAUACAUUGAUCCUACAUACAUGAUUCGAGCGGUUCCGGCAAAUGCUACCGAUAAUGUGUAUUGCACCUUGCUGGCGCAUUCAGCAAUCCAUGGGGUCAUGGCUGGGUUUACUGGCUUUGUACCUGGUCCAAUAAAUGGGACCUACAGUUACAUACCGUUGGAAGAUGUUGCUGUGGCGAAGAACCCUGUUGAUGUGAAUGAUCACAAAUGGGCAUGGGUUAGAUCAGUCACAAAUCAGCCGGAUUUCCUGAAGUCACAAGAAUAAGACAUUAAGUUCAGUGGUGUCACCGGAUGGCUAGAUGACUUGCUCCGCUCUAGACAAUGUUAAAAUGGAAUUCCUCUGAUACGGAUGUUCCUUUAGUUAUUUUUCUGUUCAAUAAGAUGGUUGCAGCUGUACUCUCCAGUUUGUGUGCUUGUGGUUGUGGAACACCUCUGAGUAUGUCGGCAGCAAUUGGUGUACUUGUACAUAUGUUGACAUUAGCAUUCCCAUGAAUAAAUGAUAUACUAGGAUGAAAUGAUAUU